This is a messenger RNA of Meloidogyne enterolobii, 588 nucleotides long. NCBI's taxonomy places the organism in Eukaryota, Metazoa, Nematoda, Chromadorea, Rhabditida, Meloidogynidae. The record is from the annotation of a GenBank genome assembly.
AUGCAACCAAUUGGCGAGCCAGUAGUGUGUGAACAUCCCAGUGAAAAUCUAGUGGACAAUUUAAAGUCUGAAAUUAACGUUCAUGUUGAUGAUCACAUUUAUUGGUUCAAAAUAGAGAAUUUUGAAACGGGUUUUUAUUUAACCAACUCGGGAUGCCAUUCUUUUGUAUGUUUAAAUCGGUAUGGUAUAAUCGUAGUACAAAAAGGACUAAUUAAACCAAUAGCUUGGGAGAUUAGAGAUCAAAGUCUUCAAUUCGAUUCUCGAUACAGACAAUUGCUAGCUUUCUACCUUCUCCCACAAAAGGCUUCUUUCCAGCGUGAAGGGAAUAAUAUUAAAAGGAAAUCUCCUCUAAAUGGACCUAACUGCAAAAUUGAAAUUAAAUUUAGCGGUAAAGACUACAGGAUUUUAAUAAACGAGAAAAAGAUAACAGCUGAGGAAAUUGCCAUGCAUUCACGAAAUGCAGAAAUCCGUGAAUACAUUACUAUUACCUUCAUUGCUGUGAAUAUUAUUUUGCUUGUUAGCGUUGUUGGUGUUCUCUGUUGGUAUUGUUUUUGUAGGAAAGAAGGGAAUAAUGAAGGGAAGAAAUAA